Messenger RNA from Seminavis robusta, 1269 nucleotides. Lineage: Eukaryota; Bacillariophyta; Bacillariophyceae; Naviculales; Naviculaceae. The record is from the annotation of a GenBank genome assembly.
AUGCAUCAUCCAGAUGAUGGUAUGGAAGAGUCUUUCCUGGAGCAUCCUACAUUCGACGGUGAAGGACGGAAUCCCUUCAAUUUCUCGGUUCUCGCCGAGUACCAAGCAGCUAGUGCAGCUUUGCAACAGACCGUGGUUGACAACCCGGAACGAUUUUUCAAGAAGAUGUUUGGAAACAGUGAGCUGAUAUGCUUUCGUCAGAAUGACGAGAACAAGAUUGUUCUGACAAAAGAGUUGCUUCCCAAGUUGGUCAGCUUCUAUCACAAGUCCAUGGCACAUGUCGAAGGCAUGGAUCGUUUAGAACAAACGAUUAAGACACAUUUCUACCAUAGAGGUAUUCGCGACGAAGUCCGAAAACAAAUUGAGCAGUGCGAAGCAUGUGCGAAGAACAAACCAGCACGACGUGCUUAUGGAGAAUCUGCUCCACGUGAUGCUACGGUGAUGCCCUGGCAGGAAGUCCAUUGUGACACAAUAUGUCCAUGGACGAUUGAGUUACGACAACGAAUGUUGACUUUCAACGCCAUGACUAUGGUGGAUCCUUGCACAAACUUGUUAGAGAUUGUGCCUAUCAUGCGACGAACGUCGGAAGAAGGUGCUCGAGUGGUCGAAGAUACGUGGUUUGCUCGGUAUCCCCGACCUCAGAAAGUGGUCACAGACAACGGUCCGGAGUUCAAACUGGAAUUCAUCAAGAUGGUGAAAAAGAACGGUGCGGUGCAUCGGUACUCGACCCCUCGUAAUCCACAAGGUAACUCGAUGAUUGAACGGACUCAUCAGGCAAUUGGUCAAGUAUUGCGAACCAUUGUGGUUUCGCGCGAUCCCAAGAGUGUGGCUGAUGGGAUCAAGGUCAUUUCCGAAACCUUGGCGAUAGCAAUGCAUGCUCAUUGUUGUUCCGUGCAGAGUACGAACGCGUAUCUCACUCCUGGUGCUCUUGCCUUCAAACGAGAUAGGUUUCUUGGCAUUCCUAUUUAUGCAGACAUCCUGACCAUGCAACGACACCGUCAAUCCUUGGUUGACAAACGAUUGCUGCGGGCCAAUGCUAAACGCAUCUCCUAUGACUACGCGGUCGAUGAUCUGGUCUACAAGCGUGCGUAUCUCGGUCUCAGUGAUAAGUUGAAGCCUACGGCUUCUGGUCCCAACCGAGUUUCCCGUGUACAUACCAAUGGCAAUGUAACGAUUCAGCUCAGUCCUCAUCAGUUCGAGCGACUGAACAUUCGGCGUGUGUUUCCAAAGCAUCCAGCACCUCCGGUUGCCACCGGUACGGGUUAUUGA